Messenger RNA from Schizophyllum commune H4-8, 1429 nucleotides. Its product is annotated as xylose isomerase-like protein. Bases 244 to 1305 code for a protein of 353 amino acids. The record is from RefSeq and is a predicted model, not a curated record. The transcript is spliced from 2 exons. Lineage: Eukaryota; Fungi; Basidiomycota; Agaricomycetes; Agaricales; Schizophyllaceae.
CUCGACUUCACUGACAUCGCCCUCUUGUCCGUCUCCUCCUUCUGCGCCCAAACUUCUCGCCAAAUACGAAUCUUCAUGAGUGCAGGACGAACGAAGAAAUGAUAGUCUCAUCUAUUUCAGGUGUGGCCGCUCUGACAUCAACACCGUGUCAUCCCCCCUUCGUUGCAAAAUAAAAGGUCGAACCUUUGCGUAACGAUGCCAGACUGCCCUUCUAAUACACCUUCACAUUGUUCUAACAUCAUCAUGUCUACUAGUCUCAUCGAGCAGAUCCCCACAUCCUUCGCCACCUGCUCGAUUGGGUACGCCCCCUCUCAUACCCUCCCCAAGAAGCUCGACGCUAUACAUCAGGCGGGGUUCCAAGCUAUUGAACUCUCCUUCCCCGACUUGCAGGGCUUCGCAAAGGAGUACCUGAAGCGGGAUGUACCAGAGGAUGACUAUGAAGCGCUGUGCGAAGCGGGGAAGCGCGUGAAGGAGCUCUGCGCAGAAAGGAAGCUCCACAUCCUCAUGUUGCAGCCAUUCGCAAAUUUUGAGGGGUGGCCAGAGGGCUCAGAGGAGCGCAAGAACGCGUUUGAGCGUGCGAAGGGGUGGAUUAGGAUCAUGCAGGCAGUCGGUACGGAUAUGCUCCAGGUCGGCUCAACCGACUCGGACAACAUCGACACCUCGCCCGAGAGGAUCGUCGAGGACCUACGACAACUCGCCGACAUGCUCGCCAUCCACAAAUUCCGCCUCGCCUACGAGAACUGGUGCUGGUCGACGCACGCGUCCACCUGGCGCGCAGUGUGGGACAUCGUGUGCAGGGUCGACCGCCCCAACGUUGGCCUCUGCCUCGACACCUUCCAAACCGCCGGCAGCGAGUGGGCGGACCCGACGACCACGUCCGGGCUCAUAGAAGACGUACCAAGGAACGAGCUGGAGCGCCGCUUCCGCGCGAGCCUGGGGGACCUGGCGCGGGAGGUGCCAGCGGAGAAGAUAUAUCUGCUGCAGAUCUCGGAUGCGUAUAAGCCCGCGAAGCCCCUCAGCAAGGCCUUCGACGAGGAGAAGCGACUGCGCCCGAGGCGCGUCUGGAGCCACGACUUCCGGCCGAUACCCUUCGCGGGGGGUUAUCUGCCGGUUGUGGACGUCACGAAGGCGGUUCUUGCAACGGGUUUCAGAGGGUACUUCUCGAUUGAGGUCUUCGACAGCGGGGCGGCGGGGACCGUGAAGGAGUAUGACCUGGAUGAUUUCGCGCGGAAGGCGAUGGAGAGUCAUCGGAAGCUACUGGAGGCUUGCGCAGGCGGUGCCGAUGGCAUGCAAGCCUGGGUGUGACAAACUAUGUGAAAGCGGUACACUGUUGUCUAGCGUCGAAAGAUUUCCACCAAUCUCUUCGUAAAGACCCUACCUCAAUGGCAUGCCUUCGGCUGUCGCGCAAGGAUACGAUGUAUCUCACUGG